Molecule: messenger RNA, 1515 nt
Organism: Rhagoletis zephyria (snowberry fruit fly)
Lineage: Eukaryota; Metazoa; Arthropoda; Insecta; Diptera; Tephritidae
Source: RefSeq, a predicted model, not a curated record
AUGAUGCGGGCGUUUCUCGUGCUUGCCUUCUGUGCCAUCAUCGGCCAAGCUUUCUCCUCUGAUGUGAUCGACCUGUCAAAUGAAGACUUUACGUCGGCCAUCGCUCAACACGAUACCAUUCUGGUGGAGUUUUUUGCUCCCUGGUGCGGGCACUGUAAGCGACUGGCGCCAGAGUAUGAAACGGCAGCCACGAAGCUAAAACAGGGCGAUCCAGCUAUUCCCCUUGCCAAGGUGGACUGUACCAGUGACAUCGGAAAGGAGACCUGCAACAGCGUCGGCGUCAAUGGUUACCCAACGCUUAAGAUCUUCAAGAAUGGUGAAUUCUCCGCCGACUACAACGGUCCCCGUCAGGCCGACGGAAUCGUCAAGUACAUGAAGUCCAAGGUCGGCCCAGCCUCAAGGCUGUUCAGCGAAAAGUCGCAGCUGGCCAGCGCCAUUGAAAAGCUUUCGGACGUGAUUGUGCUGGGCAUCUUCGAGAAGGACGGCGCUUCUGACCUGCAGUCGACCUUCCUAAAGGCGGCCGAUAAGCUGCGCGAGAGCGUAUCUUUUGGUCACGUCUUUGUCAAGGAUGUCUCUGAUGUCUACGAGAUUGCCCGUCUGGCUGGCCUCGAUGAGCAGGUUCGCGUCAACUCGAACAACGUCCUGGUGGUGCGCCCGAAGUCUUCGAUCAACAAAUUCGAGCCCAGCAUCGCUGCCUACUCAGGCAAUGGCGAUCUCACCGAGUUUGUCAAGUCGAACUUCCACGGUCUGGUUGGUGUUCGCACUCAGGACAACAACGCCGACUUCCGCGCUCCCCUGGUGACCGUCUACUACGACGUGGACUACGUGAAGAACCCCAAGGGAACCAACUACUGGCGCAACCGCGUGCUCAAGGUGGCCCAGAACCACAAGGACGUUACCUUUGCCGUCUCCAACGCCAAUCAGUUUUCCGGCGAGCUGGAGGAGUUUGGUCUGGAGGCUCCUCGUGAUCGUGACGCCAGCCCGGUGGUUGGUGCCCGAGAUGAGGCCGGUCAGAAGUACAAGCUGGAGGGUAAAUUCAGCAUUGAAAGUCUGGAGCAGUUUGUCAAGGACCUGAAAGACGGCAAGCUGGAGGCUUUCCUCAAGUCCGAGCCGGAGCCUGACAACGAGAACGCCGAUGUUAAGGUGGCGGUUGCCAAGAACAUCCAAGAUCUGGUCAUCAACGCCGACAAGGACACCCUGAUCGAGUUUUACGCUCCCUGGUGCGGUCACUGCAAGAACCUGGCUCCGACUUACGAAGAGCUGGGCAAGGCCCUGAAGAACGAGCCCGGUGUUCAGGUUGUGAAGAUGGACGCCACUGCCAAUGAUGUGCCACCGCAGUUUGUCGUUCACGGCUUCCCCACCAUCUACUGGUACCCGAAGGACAAGGUGGCCAAGAAGUACGAGGGCGGCCGCGACCUGAACAACUUUAUUGAGUACAUUGCCAAGCACGCCACCGAUGAGCUGGCUGGCUACGACCGAGACGGCAAGGCCAAGAGCGGAAAGGAGGAACUGUAA